This is a messenger RNA of Verticillium dahliae VdLs.17, 1203 nucleotides long. Its product is annotated as alpha-methylacyl-CoA racemase. The record is from RefSeq and is a predicted model, not a curated record. The transcript has a single exon. Lineage: Eukaryota; Fungi; Ascomycota; Sordariomycetes; Glomerellales; Plectosphaerellaceae. Gene Ontology annotation, molecular function: catalytic activity. Bases 1 to 1203 code for a protein of 400 amino acids.
AUGGUUGGCCCGCCACCUCUCACCGGGCUCAAGGUCCUCGAAUUCGCCGGCCUUGCACCAGGCCCCUUUGCCGGCAUGCUCCUCGCCGACGCCGGCGCCAGCGUCCUCCGCAUCGACCGCGCUGUGCCCCAGGCCGACGGCAAGGGGAAGCCCCUGCCGACCGAAGACAUGCUCGCGCGCCACAAGGCCUCGAUCGCCGUCGACCUCAAGGCCCCCGCCGGCGUCGCCCUCGUCAAGACGCUCGUCGCCUCGGCCGACAUGCUCAUCGAUCCCUUCCGACCAGGCGUGCUCGAGAAGCUCGGCCUCGGCCCCGACGUCCUCUGCGCCCUGAACCCGCGCCUCAUCUACGGCCGCAUGACCGGCUUCCGCCGCGACGGCAAGUACGCCGCCAUGGCCGGCCACGACAUCAACUACCUCGCCGUCUCGGGCGCCCUCGGCGUCCUCGGCCGCGACGGCGAGAAGCCCCAUCCGCCCUGGAACAUCCUCGCCGACUUUGCCGGCGGCGGCGCCACGCUCUUCCAGGGCCUCCUCCUCGCCGUCGUCGCGCGCCACGCCACCGGCCGCGGCCAGGUCGUCGAGGCCAACAUGGUCGACGGCGCGAGCUACCUGACGACCUUCCCGCGCUUCGCCCUCAAGACGCCGCUCGGCAGCAACGGCCGCGGACGCAACCUCCUCGACGGCGGCUGCCCGUACUACGACACGUACGAGACGAGCGACGGCAGGUACAUGUCGGUCGGCGCCCUCGAGCCUCAGUUCUACAAGGCCCUGAUCCGGGGCCUCGGCCUCGAGGGCCAGGGCUGGGAGGCAAAACGACAGGAUCCGCAGGUGUGGCCCGCGAUGCGCGCCCUCUUCACAGAUGUCUUCCUCUCGAAACCCCGAACGGAGUGGGAAGCCAUCUUCGACGGCACCGACGCGUGCUGCACGCCCGUGUUGGAGUACCCCGAGCUCGAGUCGGAAGCGGGGCGCGAGGGCGACCAGCGCCCCGCCGUCACGCUCGUUGAAACACCAUGCCUUGCCGUCGUCGCAGGGGCCAAGGAUGCGCGCCAGGGCCAAGGGCCCGGGGUGCCCGGCGAUGGAUACGUCGGCAUCCCGCUGCGUCCUGGAGACGGCGGCGAGGCUGUGCUGCAGGAAUGGCUGGGCUGGAGCAGCGGCAAGGAGUUUGAAGUGCUGCGAGGAGGCUUGGUCCUCAAGUCAAAACUGUAG